Messenger RNA from Striga hermonthica, 996 nucleotides. The record is from the annotation of a GenBank genome assembly. NCBI's taxonomy places the organism in Eukaryota, Viridiplantae, Streptophyta, Magnoliopsida, Lamiales, Orobanchaceae.
AUGGCAUCGUGCGCCCUUCCCCUCCGGCGAGCCCUCGCCCUCUCCGCCGCCUCCUCCUCCGUUCAUCUCCUCCGCACUCUCCGCCGCCCCAUCUCCCAAUCGCUCGUCCGGCCCAUCGCACAGCCCCUCAUCUCCCGUGCCACCGGCACCUCGUUUUCUGUGCCACGAGGCGCCUCUUUCUCCACGGCGGCCCGCUCGAACGACACUUCCUCGAGUGAUGACGAGGAUGAUGAUGAUGAUGAUGAUGAUGAUGAUGAUGACGACGAUGAUUGCGACUCCGAGGUGGAGGAUGGUGGUGCUGUCCACGUGGCGUUUCAGCAGCCCCAACGUUGGACGGUCUCUGUAGUCCCGGGUGUUGUGCAGUCGUUGGACGAUAGAAUCCUGUUCUACGAGAACACGGCCGCCAAAGUCUUCGGCAGUGUGGAAGAGGCGAGGAAGAAUAUACGUUCCUAUGGCGUUUCGUAUGAUGGGUUCAUGAUUGAAUGCACCGACGACUUGAAGGAGAAAUUCAUCGGUAUCCCUGGUGUUAGGUCUGUCAUUCUUUCAAGUACUGAACCCCAAGCAGAGAAGGUUAAAACUGGACAACAGGCACCUCCGGCCCCACCGACAAGCACCCAAAAGGCACCUCCAGCCCAGCCUACCCAAAAGGCACCUCCAGCCCAGCCUACCCAAAAGGCACCUCCGGCCCAGCCCGCCCAAAAGGCACCUCCGGCCCAGCCCGCCCAACAGGCACCUCCGGCUCAGCCCAAUUAUGGUCACGAUUACAUGAAAAAUGCGGCAGCUGUGUCGGAAGCAUCGAAAAGUAUGCAGGCUCAGUUGAGUCAGGCUCAGGCGGUCCUGAAGAAGGCGCACGAGAAGCUGGUUUGGGUGGAGAUGGAGAAAGAGAAGGUGGAGAUGGAGAAAGAGAAGGCUGUGAAUGAGCUCAAGGAAGGCCAAAGAUUGCUUGAGCAGACUAUCAACAAUCUCAGGGGAGGAUUUUGGUCUACUCAAAAAUGA